CCGUGAGUCUGCGCAGUGCGCGCCGCGCGGUGGGGGAGGCGGUCCGUGCGCGUCUGUGUUGUUGUUCGGCGGCGGCGGCGGCGCAGGCGGCGCAAGAUGGCUGCCCACGGAGGCCCCGCGGCGUCCUCGGCGUUGAAGGGGUUAAUCCAGCAGUUCACCGCCAUCACCGGUGCGAGCGAAAGCGUGGGGAAGCACAUGCUGGAGGCCUGCAGCAACAACCUGGAGAUGGCCGUCACCAUGUUCCUGGACGGCGGGGGCAUCGCAGAGGAGCCAAGUACCAGCUCAGCGAGUGUCUCCGCCGGCAGGCCGCACACAGAAGAAGAAGUCCGUGCCCCGAUUCCUCAAAAGCAAGAAAUACUAGUGGAACCAGAACCUUUGUUUGGUGCUCCUAAGAGACGGCGGCCUGCACGGUCCAUAUUUGAUGGCUUCCGGGACUUUCAGACUGAAACUAUUCGGCAAGAGCAGGAAUUAAGAAAUGGAGGAGCCAUAGACAAGAAGCUGACUACCCUGGCAGACCUGUUCCGACCACCCAUCGACUUGAUGCAUAAGGGCAGCUUUGAAACAGCCAAGGAGUGUGGUCAGAUGCAGAACAAGUGGCUGAUGAUAAACAUCCAGAACGUGCAGGACUUCGCGUGCCAGUGCCUCAACCGCGACGUGUGGAGCAACGAUGCCGUGAAGAACAUCAUCCGGGAGCACUUCAUCUUCUGGCAGGUUUAUCACGACAGUGAAGAGGGUCAAAGAUACAUACAGUUUUAUAAGCUUGCGGAUUUUCCCUAUGUUUCUAUCUUGGACCCACGGACAGGUCAGAAGCUCAUCGAGUGGCACCAGUUAGAUGUGUCUUCAUUCUUGGACCAAGUAACAGGAUUUCUGGGUGAACAUGGACAGCUGGAUGGACUUUCUAGCAGCCCCCCCAAAAAAUGCGCUCGUUCAGAGAGCCUCAUAGACGCCAGUGAAGAUAGCCAGCUGGAAGCAGCCAUCAGAGCAUCCCUACAAGAGACCCACUUUGACUCGACGCAGACAAAGCAGGAGAGCCGCUCAGAUGAGGAGUCUGAGUCUGAACUUUUCUCUGGCAGUGAGGAAUUCAUAUCGGUUUGUGGCUCUGAUGAGGAAGAGGAGGCAGAGAGCCUUGCCAAGUCCCGGAAGUCUCCCCACAAAGACCCAGGCCACAGAAAGGAGGAGAACAGGAGGCCGCUGACGGAGCCCCCUGCCAGAACUGAGCCCACAGCGGCCACGAACCACCAGGGCUUGCCCGCCGGGGAUGCCGAGAUCCUGGAGACGCCACCCGAGAGAGUGGACGGGCUGGCAGAAGGCCCAGAUGUGAACGGACCAAAAGCACAGCUGAUGUUGCGGUACCCAGACGGGAAGAGGGAACAGAUCACCCUUCCGGAGCAGGCGAAACUCCUGGCGUUGGUGAAGCACGUGCAGUCGAAAGGAUACCCAAAUGAACGUUUUGAACUUCUCACUAACUUCCCCCGAAGGAAACUCUCCCAUCUGGACUAUGACAUUACUUUGCAAGAGGCAGGCCUCUGUCCUCAAGAGACUGUCUUUGUGCAGGAAAGGAAUUAGCGCCAUGGCCUGACCUCCCUCAGCCCCGCCGCUUCCUGUAAGAUACCACGGCAACGGUGUGCAUUUGGCUCAGAGGACCAGGGGGCCAGAGGCGGGCAAGCGAGUCAUCUGAUUCUUUGUAUUCUGAGUUCUUACACUCUCUCCUCCCCACCCCACCCUUUUUCUCUUCUCUCCUUUGCUCUUACCUUUCUUUAUUUCUUACCUUACCUGGUGACCAAAUGAAGGUAUAAGAAGCAGACCCCUCCUGCUGGCAGCAGGCCAUGUGUGUCCAGUCAGCAGUCUCUCUCUCUGCCACUCCUCAGACUCUCGGUAGCGGUGAGGCUAGAUUGGGAAUCAGAACUACCUGCUUUUUCUUUUUUUUUCUUCGCAAGCCCCCAUUUUUCGUAGGGUAAAGAACUUUUAUCUUUUAUAAUAUACACUUUGUUUUGCUGUCAUCACGUAGCAAAAAUAUCCAUGCUCCUGUGUACGUGAAGAAAGCCUCUCCUGUAACUGCCGCUUGUCAUGUGUAAGGUUUCCCAGAGGCUCUCCACUCUCCCCACUAACGUGAUUCCCACGCUGCACGUCACUGUCAGGAUGGGUGUGAGAUGUGAGGAAUGCGGGUCCCGGUGCGGCUUUCCAUCCCUGAGCCCCGGACGGUUUUCUCUCCUACGACUCCGUGAGUGGCGCUGCGCUGCGGUCCUGCGAGGAUACUGGUGAGCGCGUGGCAGCGGCGGGGCUGGGAAGGAAGGAGCUGGCUCUUCCUGCAGCUCUGCUCUUAGUCCUUGGCCGUCCCUUGUGCGUGUCCACCGGUGACCUGCAGGAGGGCAGCUGCCCAGGAAUCCUGCAGUACAGGCCCUCGCAGCUGAAGCCUGUGUGGUCGCUGACUGUCCUGUGUCUCUAGGCGUGCGUAGCCACGCCCCGGGGUGCAGAGCAGAAGAGACAGCUGAGGAACACCAUUCUUUUCCUUUAGAAACAACAGGCUUUUAAAAAAAAAAAAAACUCCUGCUUGGAACAGCCUCUAAAGGCUCUGGAGACCAAGGAGCUUCCUUCCUCAGCCACCUCCUUAUAAAUGGGAUCAGCACUGAAAGCCUGUCCACUGGGAAGACCUUGACACUUGGUUCACAAGGGAGGUGGGGAGACUACAGUAACCUUCAGAGGUCGUGACUUGUUUUCUGGCUGUGAGAACCACGUUCAAGUUAUAGUUGCUGAAAUGAUACCUCUGCCCGUAUUGUUCAGAAGAGGCCAUCUUGAAUUGUGUGAUGAGUGUGUUCAGUUCACACCUGGAGCGUGAAGCAGAGUCCUCUAAGGAGGUGGCAGUGAUCUUGGACUUGUGAAACUCUGGUGGAGAAUGGACUUACUUUGUCCAUGGGGGUUUAGUUUGAUUAUUUUCUUGAGGAACAUAAAUUGCUGUGCUCGGAGGCCUUCAGAUUCCCGUAAACCAUACAAUGACUCUUUUGGCAAUGAAGGGGUUGAAAAACAAAGAUUUCUGUUGCUAGGAUGUGAUUAGAGAAUAUGGUUUCCAAUGGUUGGGCUAUGAGGGACCCCCUAAAGACUGAGUUACGUAUCUCCUCAAGGAAAUCAUGGGAAUGUCUGUGUAUUCUUCAGUGAGUCCUUUGGAAUUAAUGUUCUUACAUUUUUUUUCUAAGUCUGUGUAAGUGCUUAUGUAUAAGUAUAUAAUUGUAUAAAUAUUUAUAAAUAUAUUUAUAUAAUUACAAUUUCAUUUA
This is a messenger RNA of Erinaceus europaeus (western European hedgehog), 3269 nucleotides long. RefSeq names its product UBX domain protein 7 (gene UBXN7). Bases 97 to 1566 code for a protein of 489 amino acids. Gene Ontology annotation, biological process: proteasome-mediated ubiquitin-dependent protein catabolic process. Gene Ontology annotation, molecular function: ubiquitin binding. Gene Ontology annotation, cellular component: nucleus. The record is from RefSeq and is a predicted model, not a curated record. Lineage: Eukaryota; Metazoa; Chordata; Mammalia; Eulipotyphla; Erinaceidae. The transcript has 11 exons.